UUCAACUCAUUAAAUUCAACCAUCAUCCUAGCAAACAAUAAUAAAAUACAAGUGCCACCAAACAAAUCCAGGUCAAAUUUACAAUGGAAAAAUCUUUUAAGGUAGCGGUGAUCGGAGCAGGCGUCGCCGGGCUUGCUGCCGCCCGCGAGCUUAAAAGAGAAGGCCACCAGGUUGUUGUCUACGAAAAAUCAGACAAGCUUGGUGGAACAUGGGUUUACGAUCCCAGAAUCGAGUCCGAUCCACUCGGCCUUGAUCCCAACAGAGAAGUUGUUCAUGGAAGUCUUUACUCUUCACUCCGCACUAAUUUGCCCAGACAACUUAUGAAUUUUUCAGAUUAUCCGUUUGAAAUUAAGAAAAAUGGGGAACUGAGGACUUUUCCCGGGCAUGAAGAGGUGCUCGAGUUUUUGAACGAGUUUGCUAGGGAAUUUGGACUCGUUGAAUUGAUCCGAUUCAAUACAGAAGUUGUCCGAGUUCAUCGAGUCAAUAGUCAGUGGAUAGUUGAGUCUGAGUUAAGCCUGGAAGAGGCAUUUGAUGCUGUCAUAGUGUGUAAUGGCCAUCACACUCAACCAAGAAUCGCCGAUAUUCCAGGCAUCGAAAAAUGGCCUGGGAAACAAAUUCAUAGCCACAACUAUCGUGUUCCUGAACCGUUUCAGGAUCAGGUUGUGGUUGUGAUCGGAGAUGGACCUAGUGCACAUGAUAUAUCCGAAGAAAUCGCAAUGGCGGCCAAAGAGGUUCAUCUUUCAUCAAGAUCACCCGAAAUUAAAGUUACAAAGUUGGAUUAUUAUGACAAUAUUUGGCAGCACCCAAAGGUAAUUAAGUUUCUUCCCCUUAAAAUUUAAACUUGAGGGGCCAUUUGUGAGCAAGUGUAAAAUUUAGGGACCACCUAGUGUUUUAACUCGAUAAGAGAGCAAACUUACCAAGGUUUUAAAAUUUCAUGUCCAUUGUCCAAGACCUAUAAAAUAAAUAAA
Molecule: messenger RNA, 968 nt
Organism: Olea europaea var. sylvestris
Lineage: Eukaryota; Viridiplantae; Streptophyta; Magnoliopsida; Lamiales; Oleaceae
Product: flavin-containing monooxygenase FMO GS-OX5-like
Exons: 3
Coding region: 84-839 (251 amino acids)
Molecular function (GO): NADP binding; N,N-dimethylaniline monooxygenase activity; flavin adenine dinucleotide binding
Source: RefSeq, a predicted model, not a curated record